AUGCCAACCCCUUGGCAAAAAUGCUGCAAUAAAAAGUCCAGAACUGAGAAUGCAAAAGCUGAAAUGGACAAUAUGGCAGAGACAAGUGAAAAAAUGCAGAUGAAAAAAGAAAUCACAUUACUAAAUGGAGUUUCUUUAAUUGUAGGGAACAUGAUUGGCUCUGGUAUAUUCGUAUCACCCCGAGGGGUUUUAAUGUAUAGUGCUUCCUAUGGACUCUCACUGGUCAUCUGGGCACUUGGUGGGAUUUUUUCCCUGUUUGGAGCUUUGUGUUACGUGGAACUGGGAACAUCCAUCAUAAAAUCUGGAGGCAGUUAUGCCUAUAUUCUGGAGGCAUUUGGGGCCUUUGUGGCCUUCAUCAGACUCUGGUCUUCCUUGCUAAUUAUCGAACCAACAACUCAGGCAGUGAUAGCAAUCACAUUUGCUAACUACAUUGUUCAGCCAAUUUUUCCCCACUGUGAGCCGCCGUAUGACGCUGUCAGGCUGAUUGCAGCUGCCUGUAUAUGUUCCUUAACAUUUAUUAACUGUGUUAAUGUAAAGUGGGGUACCCGUGUACAAGAUAUUUUCACAUAUGCCAAAGUCAUGGCUCUUAUCUUGGUGAUAUCUGUUGGCCUUUACAAAAUUGGCAAAGGGGAAACUGAAAACCUGAGAGCUCCGUUUGAGGGCUCAGCAACAAACCCAGGGAUGAUUGCCCUGGCUCUCUACUCUGCCCUCUUCUCCUACUCAGGAUGGGACACGCUCAACUAUGUCACCGAGGAAAUGCAGAAUCCUGAGAGGAACUUACCUCUUUCUAUUGCAAUUUCAAUGCCUAUUGUAGCUAUUAUUUACUUGUUGACUAAUAUAGCAUACUAUGUAGUGUUGGACAUGUCAGCUCUCCUCACAAGUGAUGCGGUGGCUGUGACAUUUGCAGGUGAAACCCUUAGUCAUGCCAAGUGGAUAAUUCCUAUAGCAGUGGCCAUGUCUUGCUAUAGUGGCUUAAACUCAUCAAUUAUUGCAGCAUCUCGGCUGUUCUAUGUUGGAGCCAGGGAAGGCCACCUCCCUGUCAGUCUGAGCUUGAUCCACGUGAAGUGCUUCACACCGGUGCCCGCUCUCCUGUUCAACGGCUUAAUGACUUUGCUUUAUCUCCUUGUGGAAGAUGUUUUCCUCCUUAUUAAUUACUACUGCUUCAACUACUGGCUCUUUGUGGGUCUAUCUAUUGCAGGACUAAUCUAUCUGAGAUAUACUCAGCCACAUAGACCACGACCUGUUAAACUUAGCCUCUUCUUCCCUAUAGUAUAUUGCUUGUGUUCCCUAUUCCUGAUUAUAGUGCCUCUCUACAGUGACACAAUCAAUUCCCUUAUUGGGGUUGGGAUUGCCCUCUCAGGCAUUCCUGCAUAUUAUUUGGGAGUCUAUCUGCCAGUUGAAAAACGACCUAAAUGUCUACUUUGGCUCUCUGCUACAACAACGAAGUAUGUUCAGAUGCUCUUCUACUGUGCUCUGUCAGACCUGGACAUAGAUGUGGAACCCACUGCAGCCAAGAGUAAAUAG
This is a messenger RNA of Melospiza georgiana, 1524 nucleotides long. Its product is annotated as Y+L amino acid transporter 2-like. NCBI's taxonomy places the organism in Eukaryota, Metazoa, Chordata, Aves, Passeriformes, Passerellidae. Gene Ontology annotation, molecular function: L-amino acid transmembrane transporter activity. The coding region runs from base 1 to 1524 and encodes 507 amino acids. Gene Ontology annotation, cellular component: membrane. Gene Ontology annotation, biological process: amino acid transmembrane transport. The transcript is spliced from 9 exons. The record is from RefSeq and is a predicted model, not a curated record.